CAAACCCGCACUGAAGUUUUCCAUUUUGGAGUUUCUUUUGUAACACGAGGUGUCACCCAAACCACGCUUGCUCGAAAAUAACCAUGGAGCUCGGAGAUAAACUUAAAGAACUAAACUUGACCGCGGAUGAAUUGGACACUCUCUCUAAAGCGCUCAAAGAUGAUAAAUUCAAGGAAAUGCUGCGCGACUACGCCCAAGAAAUAUCCGACCCCGACAACAAAAAGAAAUAUGAAGAGGAGAUAAAACUUUUAGAGCAGGAGAGAGGAAACAGCAUCGAGUUCAUCCACCCAACACCGUUUAGAGUUAUCAAAACAAGCGAGGGUGGCAAACAGAAAUGCUUCAUCAACAUUUGUACCAAUGAGAAAGUUGGAAAGCCCGAAUUUAAGUGUGUUGUGUCAGAGGAUGGUCGCAGAGGGCAGUGUUGGUCCCUACCCCACACUCUGCAUCCUGGGAGGCCAGACACAGAUGCUAAAGGUAACAAAUUUAUGAUUUAUGAUGUCAUAUACCAUCCUGACACACUCUACAUAGCAAGCAGAAACACGAAAUUUAUGGAUAUAGUGGAUGACACAGCCAUCCAGGGAAUUCAGAAAGCCUUUAAAGUGAUGCUGGACAAAAAGAAUGUGAAAGAAAUGAGAAUAAAAUACAAAGGUAUCCCACAGCCUUGUGUAAUCCGAAAACCCAUUCCUGGAUACAAGGCCAAGGAGCCUCCUGAGCACCCUGACCCACUUGCCUUCCCAUUUCCAGAUGAAGCACAGCUGAAGACAAAACCUGUUGAGCUGCCUUCAACAGAAAACGGCAACGAUGUUGAACCCAAAAACUGCCAAAUCCAGCUGCCACAAGCCAAAGCUCCAACCAAGCCAAACCACACAGUAAAAUAUCGAUCUUUCGUUGAUUUACAGGACUUCAGGUGUUCCAGAGAUUCUGCCCAAAGCCCCAGGCCUAAAGAGAUCGUAGUUACCAUUGAUAUGCCACUCCUGAAGUCAGUUACAAAUACCAGCCUUGAAGUGAAAGAGAAAAGCUUGCUGCUAGAGUCCAAAAACCCAGCUUACAGACUGGAGCUGCCUUUAGCCUACCCUGUGGAUGAAGACAAAGGAGAAGCUAAGUUCAACAAACAGAGAAGACAGCUUAUUGUCACGUUACCUGUUCGUCCUCUGAAUGUGGCUUUUGAUUAUGUUGUACCACAAACAAGUGUCGAUGGUUUUCAGAGUGACGGUGAAAGCCUGGAGGAGAGAAGAGGGGUUAAAAAAGACGUCAAAUGGAAAGAGAGAAAGCAGGAGCAGCAAACAGGUGAUGAGGAAAAAGAAGCAGAAGAAAGACAAAUAAAAGAGCACAAGUCCAGAGUAGACAAAUGUGAACAUCAGAAGAGAGGAGCAGAGCAGUAUCAAAAGGCAUGGGAAGAAGAAGAGACUGGUGUGGAGGAGAAAAAGAGGAAGCAGCUGGAACAAAAAGGCCAAGACAAUGAAGAAGAAGGAAGUAAAAGUGAGGUACAAAAAACUGACAAGAUUCCUGAAAGUGACAUGCAGGAAAAGGAUGAGAAAUUACAAAAAAAGGUAAAUAAAAAGGAAGGUUGGCACAACAACCCAGAGGAAGACAGUUCUUUUGUCCUGGAAAAGGAAAUUUUUGCUGAAGAAAACGUUGUACAUGACAGACUUGAGGCGUCCCCUGAAACUGAGAAUCAGCACAUGUUAAUUUAUGAUCAACACUCCAGUCACACAGGAAAGGAAAAAGAAGCAAGUCCCACCUCAAGAUUGGAGUCAGCACCUAAAAUGAAGUCUGAAUAUAGUCAAGAGACUGGAAAGACCAAAAUAAUACAAGAAAAUAUGCAGGUGAGAACAGACGCGGCACUUCAGAACCAUACAUCCAGUGAAGAAUCUCAGACUACUGCAGUCACAGCUGCCAUAAACCAGUGCAAUGAAGGAGAAGUUUGCAUUUCUGUGGGGGGUGCAAAGUCCAGCAAGAUUUCUACAGCGGAUGUAGCAAAAACAUCUAACAGUGGAGACCCAGGUAGAUGGUUCACCCUUUGUUCUGAAAAACCUGCCCCUGUGUCUGUAAAGGAAAAUAAGGAGGAUACAGAUGAAGAUGACCUGUCAGCGGAGCAGAUCUUCCAAACUUCAGAGAACAAGCCGCCACCUUCAUUAUUGAGGGAGAUCGAUGCAGAUGGAAAUGAGACAGUGAUCAGUGAUCAUUCAACAUCUGCUGGGUUCAUUUUUCAAAACAAACUGAUGUAUGAGCUGGACUGAUGGAGUUUGUUUCGAGUCAGCAGUAAAUUCAGUUAAAGUCAUCAGAAUCUUGUAUAAAACAAAGCCUAGCCUUCAUCUGUUUAUUUAAAAAAAAAGUAGUUUGGAAUAGUAUGGAAAAAUAGUUUAAGUAUAUCUGAAUAAACUACUGACAACA
Melanotaenia boesemani (Boeseman's rainbowfish) is the source of this 2394-nucleotide messenger RNA. RefSeq names its product dynein axonemal assembly factor 2 (gene dnaaf2). Gene Ontology annotation, biological process: axonemal dynein complex assembly. NCBI's taxonomy places the organism in Eukaryota, Metazoa, Chordata, Actinopteri, Atheriniformes, Melanotaeniidae. The coding region runs from base 84 to 2240 and encodes 718 amino acids. The record is from RefSeq and is a predicted model, not a curated record. Gene Ontology annotation, cellular component: cytoplasm. The transcript is spliced from 4 exons.